AUGGAAUGGGAGAGACGUCUUCAAUAUAUCUGCGAGAAAUGUUGGCAGCAUAUCUGGGAGUUCCAUCAAUUUCAGCAGUCAGUUAUAGAGGCACAAAAAGGCCUACAUCUGCAUACAGAAGCGAGCAAAGAAGUUGAUGAAGUUAAGAUUAAGUCAGAAGUAAACAUAAAUCAGCAGGAAGAACAACUGGAGUUGCAUAAUGCCAAGGGAUUUAGUACCAGUAGUGGAGAUUUAAUGCAAUCUACAGUCCUUGCCUUUGAUAUAAAAACUGAAGAACCUUUGGAUCUGAACAGUGAUAAUGAUGAAAUGUCGUCUCAUGGCAGUCAGUUAACCGAUGAUGAAAUGUCUCUGAUGAAUACCUCAUUGACAAAUGACAUUGAGUCCUAUGAAGAUUUUAGCUCAAAUGAUGACAUGCCUCUAUCAUCUUUGAGCCACAACAAUCUUUGCACUUCAGAAAGUAAAUUUGCUACAACAAAAAGGUCUGUGGAGCAGUUUGAUGAGCUGGUAGCUUUGUGGCGUUCCUCCUUGGAAUGUGAAAUUUGCCAUCAGCUGGUGGCCAGUUAUUCCCAGCUGGAGGAGCACUUUGGAAAAAACCAUGAUUCAGAAAUUUGUUACCUCAUGUGUUGCCAAUUGAAACUGGAAUCGCGUUAUGAUAUCGAGAGACACAUACACUAUCAUAAUGCUCCUCAGGGGCUCAAAUGUGAGGCCUGUUGCAAAGCCUACCGUCUGGAGAAACAUUUGAUUACCCACAAAAGAAAUGUCCACACCAGCAAGGGAGGAGAUAAAAAUACUAACUACAGCAAGAAGUUGGAAGGGAGAUAUCGUUGCAGCAAGUGUUUGAAGAAUUUUGCAACAACAACGAGUUUAUCUGCCCACAAUCGUAAUGUCCAUAAACCCAAGAUUUUUGAAUGUAACAUGUGUGAAAAAUCUUUUAGGCGCCCGAAUGCACUGCGCCAGCACUUGGCUGUUCACGAAGGUGAAAGGAAGCAUGCGUGCUCCGUUUGCUCCAAGACAUUCACCUGCCGAGCUUAUUUCUGCCGACACAUGAGAAUAUAUCAUCCCCAGGAAUGGAAGAAAAUGCAAAACGUGAAGUUCCAAACAAAGACUCGGAAGGGGUAUCUGCUAGUAACUCAGGGAGAAAGUAUGGUCUAUGUUUGCAUUUAUUGUUCCGUCGAAUAUUCAAAGCAGCAGUCCAUAUACUCUCAUCUCAAGCGAUGUCGAAGAGACGGUACACCAAUACAGCCUAAAAGGAUGUACCGGCUUGUAACUCGGGGAGAGAGUGUGGUCUAUGUAUGCAUUUAUUGUUCCAAGGAGUAUGCAAAUCGGCGCUCCAUUAACAGUCAUCUCUACCGACGUCAUAGAGACGAUAGAUCUUCAGCGAAGCGGGCAUCAAUAAUUUCGGAACCCCCAGAGCCAAGUGAGCAGCAGCAAGACUCCCUUUGCACCACUAGGAUUAUAGAUCCAAAGGCAACUGAUGUAACCAACAUAACACCAGAUGGUGAUACCUUCAAUUUGCUAGGCAAAGUACAAGAAGAAGAUUCAUUAAUGGCCCCUGUAGAGGGAAAAGUAUUGAAAGAUGAAAAUGCAACAAGGAUUUAUUUAAAGACUGAACAAAUUACAGCUGAUACAAAUGCCUUGGGAAAUGAGGAAAUUGGUGACAAUGAAAUGCCACUAGAAUUUGAAGAUACUACAUGGGAAUGUGAAGAAUUCAUAAAAUCCGAGGAAGAAUUUAUUGAGCUACAAGCAGAGACUUAAGAAUUUUGUUGGAACAUUAAAAAAACAAAACUCCAAAAAAUUUGAUAGUUUUAA
Molecule: messenger RNA, 1809 nt
Organism: Stomoxys calcitrans (stable fly)
Lineage: Eukaryota; Metazoa; Arthropoda; Insecta; Diptera; Muscidae
Product: zinc finger protein 83-like
Exons: 1
Coding region: 1-1755 (584 amino acids)
Biological process (GO): regulation of transcription by RNA polymerase II
Cellular component (GO): nucleus
Molecular function (GO): RNA polymerase II cis-regulatory region sequence-specific DNA binding; DNA-binding transcription activator activity, RNA polymerase II-specific
Source: RefSeq, a predicted model, not a curated record